Molecule: messenger RNA, 1497 nt
Organism: Hyaena hyaena (striped hyena)
Lineage: Eukaryota; Metazoa; Chordata; Mammalia; Carnivora; Hyaenidae
Gene: FKBPL
Product: FKBP prolyl isomerase like
Exons: 2
Coding region: 277-1323 (348 amino acids)
Molecular function (GO): protein binding
Source: RefSeq, a predicted model, not a curated record
UGAUUAGAUUCGCAGCCUCGCGGGCUCCAGCCUUAGCUGUUAUUGUCCCCAGAUGCCCCUGGCCCUCGGCCACCCUCUUCGCCUGGAGCAAGACUCCUAACACAGUACUGAGGAAGCACUUAGCUUCGGAAGGAGCGGUGAUUCGAAUGGUCCGGCCAUUGGCAUCAGGCGAGGCGUUUCGGCGGCGCAGUUUUCUUUUCAGGUGCUGACCUGAAACUGAUCCAUCCCUUUCUGACCAAAACUGUUCGCCCACGGUGGAAGGGACCAGGCAGCCAAAUGGAGAUGCCACCAGUCAAUCCAGUAGAAGAGAAGGACACCUCUCAACCGCAACAACAAUGGGAAGAGAACCCCCAGGAGAACCUUGAUUCAACUGUCCAGAUCAGGCAGCAGCCCCCAGACCCUCCUGAAAUCCUUGAGCUGAGAGUGAGCCCAAAUCAAGUCAGCCAAAUUCUAGAGAAUUCUCAAGGAACUGAAAAACUGGCUGCUGGACUUCAAGGAGACUCUGCUAAUUCUCAUGGAACAACCAGAGAGAUGCCAGAGCCCCUUCAAGCUUCUGAUCUCUGGUACUGUCCCGAUGGGAGCUUUGUUAAGAAGAUCAUAAUCCGUGGCCAUGGCUUGGACAAACCCAAGCUGGGCUCCUGCUGCCGGGUACUGGCGUUUGGGUUUCCUUUUGGGUCAGGCCUGCCAGAGGGCUGGACAGAACUAACUAUGGGGUUAGGCCCAUGGAGGGAGGGCACUUGGGGAGAACUCAUAGAGAAAUGCUUGGAGUCCAUGUGUCAAGGUGAGGAGGCAGAGCUUCAGCUCUCUGAACACUCUGGACCUCCUUUCAGGCUCACACUGGCUUCCUUCACUCAGGGCAGGGACUCCUGGGAGCUAGAGGCCAGUGAGAAGGAGGCCCUGGCCAGGGAAGAACGUGCAAGGGGCACAGAAUUAUUUAGAGCUGGGAACCCUGAAGGGGCUGCCAGAUGCUACGGACGGGCUCUUCGGCUGCUGAUGACUUUACCCCCACCUGGCCCUCCAGAACGAACUGUUCUUCAUGCCAACCUGGCAGCCUGUCAGCUGCUGCUAGGGCAGCCUCAGUUGGCAGCCCAGAGCUGUGACCGAGUGCUGGAGCGGGAACCUGGCCAUUUAAAGGCCUUGUACCGAAGGGGGGUUGCCCAGGCUGCCCUUGGGAACCUUGAAAAAGCAACUGCUGACCUCAGGAAGGUGCUGGCGGUAGACCCCAAAAACCGGGCAGCCCAGGAAGAGCUGGGAAAGGUGAUCAUUCAGGGGAAGAAACAAGAUGCAGGGCUGGCUCAGGGUCUGCGCAAGAUGUUUGGCUGAUUAAAAGUUAAAUCUUAAAAGAGACAGGAACCUGUGAAUUGUGGUUUAUGCUGUGAGAUUUUGAUGGGACCAAGAGGGAGGGUUUCAGCCAUGUCCCAUUCAUUCCCAGCUUUUGCUUUCCUAGAGGAGGUAGCAGUGGUCUCGGUGCGCCUCUUUCCCUCUUUUACCAUUAAA